AUGGUCGCACACAAGCAAAAGGUUGCUAUCAUCGGCUCUGGUAACUGGGGUAGCGCAAUUGCAAAAAUUGCAGGGUUCAAUACUGCCCGCCACUCGGAUGUCUUUGAACCGAUCGUACACAUGUAUGUGUACGAGGAAAUUGUCGAUGGUCGCAAACUGACCAGCAUUAUCAACGAGGAUCACGUCAACACAAAAUAUCUACCUCAUGCCAAGCUUCCGGAAAAUGUUGUCGCGACUCCCAGUCCCGAAGAAGCUGCUCGUGAUGCCACAUUGCUGGUCUUUGUCCUUCCACAUCAGUUUAUUCUGAACGUUUGCAAGUCACUCAAGCAUGCUUUGGCGCCUGAUGCGCAUGCUAUCUCAAUGAUUAAGGGUGUGGAAGUUGCUGACAAGAACAUCAGCAUUUUCCCUGACGUGAUCGAAAAGGCACUCGGCAUUCCUUGUGCAGCCUUAAGUGGCGCAAACAUUGCGAAUGAAGUAGCGUCUGGUCUCUUUUCGGAGACAACUGUCGGAUAUCGUCCACACCAACGCGCGUUGGCUGAGUAUUAUGUCAAGCUCUUUGACACGCCAAAGUUCCGUGUGGGCAUGAUUGAAGAUGUCGCGGGUGUGAGUCUGUGCGGUGCAUUGAAGAAUAUCAUCGCAGUGGGUGCCGGCUUCGUUGAUGGUCUUGGUUGGGGUGGUAAUGCAAAGGCCGCCAUCAUGCGUAUCGGUUUAAUGGAGAUGCGACGUUUUGCGCUCGAGUUCUUCAAAGAUGUGCGGCCUGAAACUUUCACCGAAACAAGUGCCGGUGUUGCCGAUCUCAUAACUACAUGCUAUGGUGGUCGUAACCGCAAGUGUGCUGAAGCUUUUGUGAAGACAGGCAAGCCAUUCAAUGUACUGGAGGCCGAGCUCUUGAACGGCCAGAAGCUACAAGGCACGGAGACAACCAGGGACGUGUACGAGUUUCUGCAAUCGCGUGGCAAGAUCGAAGAGUACCCGCUAUUCAAGACGAUUUAUGACAUUUCAUUCAAUGGCUUGGAUCCCAAGCUACUGACCGAGCGCCUUUAA
This is a messenger RNA of Malassezia globosa CBS 7966, 1044 nucleotides long. RefSeq lists its product as uncharacterized. Gene Ontology annotation, biological process: carbohydrate metabolic process; glycerol-3-phosphate catabolic process. Lineage: Eukaryota; Fungi; Basidiomycota; Malasseziomycetes; Malasseziales; Malasseziaceae. The coding region runs from base 1 to 1044 and encodes 347 amino acids. Gene Ontology annotation, cellular component: nucleus; glycerol-3-phosphate dehydrogenase (FAD) complex; cytosol. The record is from RefSeq and is a predicted model, not a curated record. The transcript is spliced from 5 exons. Gene Ontology annotation, molecular function: NAD binding; protein homodimerization activity; glycerol-3-phosphate dehydrogenase [NAD(P)+] activity.